AUGGACAGCAUUUAUAGAAGUGAUGCAGUUGAGCUUCCUAUAAAAUUCAUUCCUCGGUAUGCUGGUUGCUACCACUGUCAGAUUCUUCUGAAGUCCUCCUGCGAUGUUCGUGUCUAUGAGAUUGAAUGUGUAGUGAAUACAGACCAUGCUGAAGCAGAGCUUGAAUUUCUAACUCCAGCUUACCAGGCAGUGGUUCAGGAUAUUCCAAUAAGUAACAUGUCCAGCCAGGACUGGAAACUUGAAGCAAUUUUGGAAGGACAGGGUUUUUAUGGCCCUCCUCUAAUAAAUGUGGGUUCAGGUGAAACAGCUCUGUACCCUCUCAUGUUCAAGCCUAUUGCUGAGUGCAUAACAACGGGAAAGCUUAUUCUGCGAAAUGAUACAGCUGGCACUGAAAACAUCUUUAGCCUUAAGGGAAUAGGGAAGAAACCUCUGGCACAGGAUCAUAUUGUGAUAGAUUGCCAAGUGAGAAAGGUCACUCGAAAAAUUUUAUGGGUGCCCAAUUAUACCAAAAACAAGUUAACGUACAAGGUAUCUUCGGAUCUUUCAAUGGUGGGUGGUGCACCUGUUAUUACUGUAGAACCAGAUGAUACAGUCGCUUAUACUUUGAGUGUAUCUCCGUGGAGACGAGGAAUCUUUCAAGGUGUAAUUUCAUUUGUUGCUGAAGAUGGAGACCAACAGCAGUCUCGACAUAACAGCUCACCAGAGAAGACAGAUGGUGAACAGGCCCUUCAGAAAUUGUCAACAGAGACACGACAAACUGUUGAUGCAGCAAACAUGGGUAUGUUUGUUAUUAUGGAAAAGUUCAUUGAUACUAUUGGAAUUCAUAUUCCCAUCACUAAUCCUGCAGAUAAAAUUCUCCAGCUGAGUGUGGUGCUGGAGAAUCAGUCACUUUGUGGACAAACGGCUUUCACUCUUAGGCCCAAACAAACAUUUUUGUAUCAACUAAAGUUUUCCCCAGCUGUUGUUGGCACUUCAGAUGGAAGUGUCAUAUUCCUGUCAGAUAUGGUUGGAGAGUUUUGGUAUGCACUGAAGUUGACUGUGGAGAAACCACUGCCAACUAGUCUACCUGAAAUAGAAUGUGAGCUUGGAAAAUGGGCUCGUCUUUACAUACCUCUCCUUAAUCCUACACAUGAAACUCUGGAGCUUGAAAUUGUUAACAGCAAUCCUAGCAAUUUUUCAACUGAGACUGAUCCAAAACACCCUCUUAAAGAGUGGAUAUUUUACCUUUCGGGGACUGGUCUUCCUCCUCAGCUGAUGGAACCAACCAGCAUAAGCGCAUGCAUUGGCCAGCGUUCUUCUGUCAUCAUAUCCUUCAAAAAUCCAACUCCUGAAAACGUCGUGGUAGAUGUCAUGCUGACAGAUCAGGAGCAGCCCAGUUGUCAUCUCAGUGCAUCUGUCCGAUCCUUGUCCACCAGUAAGGAAUCUGUUUUCCAUCUUCUGCUUAAACAACCACAAGGAACCCGAUUAGCUCCAAAAGAAAAACUGGACAUCCCAGUGUUAUUCAUGCCAGAUACAAUGAAAAUGUAUGAGGCUGUGGUGGUAAUUCAUGUAAUGAGGGAAAAUGGUGAAAACUGGCCUUAUGAGGAUUCUGCUGCGUUAAAUAAAGGCUUAAAGAGUGUUACUGUAGCAGAGAAUGGGGGAAUUCAGGGAAUACUCUGGAUCUAUCCGGUUCAUGGAAUACCUGAAGCACCGCAGCAGAAAUUAGUUCCAGCUGUGGUACGCUGUCGAGCUAGGCAGAGAGUAGAAAGAAGAGUAGAAGUGCUGCUGACUGGUGUAGUUCCUGGUGCAAAUGCUAUGCCUGCCACAAGAAAUUCUGCCAUGGUCAAUACAAAUAAGCCAGCCAACAUCCAAGAAGAAGUUCAAGUCACUGAUGGUUUCUCUACAACAGUGGAAUUGCUGUAUGAAUUACAAUAUCAAUCAAAUGAAACUAAAUCUCAGCUUGGAGCUUUGGUUGGUAUGCAUCUGAUUCAAAGAGAACGGGAUACAGAAUCUGGAAUCAUAACACUGAUCUUUAAUAUAGUAUUUGCACCUAACAAACCAAUGAGGAACGAAGCAACUCUUGUAGUACAGUGCACUACAGGAGGUGUUUGGAAGUUUCCAAUGCUGUUCAUUGCUACGGAGCCAGAAGUGGAUGAUGUCAUCAACAUUGAAGCAGUUGGCCUACAUAAGGAAUCUAUAGUUGGCUUUAAGCUUACAAGCCAGACAAGGAACACAGAGCGAUUCACUGCGCACUUCCUGGCGGGCAGCGAUCCCGAGUUCCUUGUGCGGCCGCAAGCUGGAGAACUUCUUCCAGCAGGCACUGUGGGAACCCAUAUAACGGUGGGAUUCAAGCCAAGGAUGUACGGCAAGAAGCAUACGGCAACACUUGUAAUUCAGGCCAACUCUGCUUGGCGUAUGGACAUGCCCAGCAGCAAAGCAGAAGCAGAGCUCUCAAACUGGAACGAGCAAAUGGGCCACAAACCGGUUAUGUUGGAAGUCAGAUUGUUAACUAAGUGCUUCAGGGAAAAACUCUCGAGCUUUGAGGUUGACUGUUGCACUGAUUUCCAGAUUGAUCUGAGAACACAAUCAAUGCAGUGGACGUAUGAAAUCAAUGGACUGCCUCCACAGACCGUACCACCUACAAGGCCAGCAAAAGUCAUUUCUACUGGCAGUUACAUAAGAUCAGCCACAGUUCGGCAGCGCAAUUUUUUAUGUGAAAAUCUGAAACUUACAACCACUGCAGUGUCCUCACCAGUCAAGGGGGCACCUUUGGUCCCGAGGACAAAAUAG
Molecule: messenger RNA, 2769 nt
Organism: Pygoscelis adeliae (Adelie penguin)
Lineage: Eukaryota; Metazoa; Chordata; Aves; Sphenisciformes; Spheniscidae
Product: chromosome unknown open reading frame, human CXorf30
Exons: 19
Coding region: 1-2769 (922 amino acids)
Source: RefSeq, a predicted model, not a curated record